Molecule: messenger RNA, 1675 nt
Organism: Populus nigra (black poplar)
Lineage: Eukaryota; Viridiplantae; Streptophyta; Magnoliopsida; Malpighiales; Salicaceae
Exons: 2
Coding region: 1127-1531 (134 amino acids)
Source: RefSeq, a predicted model, not a curated record
ACAUAUUCUCCACUUUACUAAAUAGGUUGUCUCAAAUAAUUACACGGAUAUCCUCUUUCCAGGUUCUUGAACUUGAACACCGUGGUAUUUCUUAUGUUUCUUAUGAAGGUCACGACGAAGUUUCAGCGGAAAGAAAUUCCCUUAAGGAUCAACAAUCUGUAGGUGAAAAAGAAGUGAAUGGCUUUGAGUACCAGAUACGAUCAAAAGACGAGGACAUACGACGUCUUGAGCACGAGCUAGCUUUGAAGGACGAGGAAGGGCGACAUCUUAAGAGCCAACUAGAUCUUAGAGAGAAGGAAUUUGCGAGGAUGAGGAUUGCCAUUCAGUCUGCUUGUACCGAUCUGGGCAACGCAGUUACCACUGUUGAGGAUGCUUUUUACAAACUACUGUCCUCCGAAGAAAGGUAUUGAAAAUUUAUUUACAGAAAAAGAUCUCUUAGGAGCUGAGCUAUCGGGUCAAAGGUGAGCAAAAUAAUUAGAGAUUUCUUGUCAAGGUAGACUGAAUAUUUUAUGUUUUAAAUAUUUUCAUAUAAAAUUAAUAGGAUACUAAGGAUAUAUAAUGUGAAAGAAUUAUUUUUGAUAUUUUUGUUUAUAUUGUAUUCUUGGAAAAAGACAUUAAUGUGCCAAGUAAAAGAAAAUGAAUCCUCCAACAUACAUGUAAAGAAUAAGCUAUAUUUGGUAGGUUUGAACGUAUUGUAGAAUCAGAUUCAGCUAAUGAUGUUCAAUGGGUUUUCAAGAAGACCUCAAGACCAUAGAAAAUCGCAGCAGCUCUUUAAUUUCAUUGCCGUGUCUAUUAUGUACCUGCAACAGGUUGCUUUCAUUCAUCCUAGUAGAGAGGCGAUCGAGCUCAAUUGUUUAUUCCUGUGCUAAGCAAGGUCGAGAUAGAUUUAGAGAGUUGGAUUUGUGACCCAUCAAAUAUACCCAUCCAUUUCUUGGGUAAGUUUCGUGUAGAAUCUUUCAGGAUUGAAGUCCAUAAGGGAGUCAUCGAAGGUAGUGAUUGGUUUUGCAACUAAGAUUACAGGGGAAGAUGAUUCGAUGGAUAAAAAAGAAGCGAGGAAAUAUAAAGGUUGUCACAGAUUAGUAUACGGAUAUCGUCAUUUCAGGUUGUUAAAAUUGAACAACGAAGCAUGGCUGAUGUUUCUUAUGAAGAUCACAACGAAGUUUCAGAGGAAAGAAAUUCCCUUAAGGAUCAACAAUCUGAAAGUGAAAAGGAAAUAAAUGGCUUUGAGUACCAGAUACGAUCAAAAGACGAGGCAAUACGAUCAAAAGACGAGGCAAUACGACUGCUUAAGCUCGAGCUAGCUUUGAAAGAUGAGGAAAUGCGACAUCUUAAGAGGCAACUAGAUGCAAGAGAGAAGGAAUUUGCCAGCCUGAGGAUUGCCAUCCAGUCUGCUUGUUCCAAUUUGGGCAACGCAGUUACUGCUGCUGACGAUGCUUUUAAAUUUACAAACAAAAAUCCUACGGAGAAAGGUAUGGAAUAUAUGUUUUCAGAAGAAGACCUCCUUGGAGCUGAGCGAUCGGGUCCAAGGUGAGCUCACACGAGACAUAUAUCAAUGAACUUGUAACAUUUAAUAGGUAUAUUCCUCAACAUAUUUUGUAGGGGUCAUCUUCUAAAUAAUUUCUUUUUUAUUAAUACACUCAAUUAUUAUAAAAAAUAUAUAUAUAUUCUUCAACCA